UGGCAGCCUGUUUGGGAUAUGUGUACACCUAUUUUCCCUGAAAUUGUCCUGGCCCUGUUUCGGGCGGGGCUCGGGGGGGGCUCCCCUGGCUGGGCGGGUUGCAACCGCAGUAGCCAAGGUGAUGGGAAACAGAGCGGGGAUCCCUGCCGCCCACCCUGCCUUUUGGAGAGCUCAGUAAUCGGUUAUUAAUUAACCUGUUGGCUGCGGGAGCGAGGGGCCGGGGCUGCGGGCGGGUGACGUUCGGGCCGGAGGCUGAACUGAUGGCGGUUGGGAGGUGCCCCGGCGACGGUUCGGCGGGGAGCUGGGCGCUGUCGGUGGGUGCUGCCUGGUGACACGUGUGUGUGUGUGUGUGUGUGUCCCCGCCAGCCCCGAGGAGCCACCAUGGCUGCGGGGCACAAGGGCCAAGGCGGCAGCGCCGGCUCCGUGCGGGGCAGGAAGGCAAAUCUCAGCCAGCGCGUCCGGGAGCUGCGUGCCACCAUCGCCUUGCAAGAGCAAGGGAGGAAGUUCUUCAAGCGGUCAUGCGAGGAAAAGCUCAGUCAGAACAGGGAGCUGCUCCCCCGCCUGCGAGAGGCCGUGCAGGACAUCCACGCCCUGAGCGUCGUCCAGAAGUGCAGCAAGCUCACCUUCUCCGAGGUUUGUGGAGCGCAGGCGGCCUUGGACGGUGCUUUGGCCAGGAGGACGGUGGAGGUAACGGCAGGGUCCGGCAGGCUGGGGCUCCGGGGACGCUCGGAUGAACAGGGUGCACGGCAGAGGGACUGGGUGCCAGCACAAAGACGGCCCCACAAGGCUGAUGCAGCGAGACGCGGGGCGUUCGUGUGGUCCCAUGGGUCCCUUUCCACCGCGGGACCCACCCAUGCAGGCCUAACGAGUGCUCACAUGCCCAUCCAGGUGGCUCGGGAGAAGCUCCAGGCCGAAAUCUAUGACCGGGUGAACACGUGCAACAUGCUGCUGCACCAGGUGAGGCAGCGGAGCCAAGCCCGGGACGAGCUGGAGAAGCGGCUGCAACAGCUCCAGAGUGUCAGGAUGGAUGACAAGCGGCACCAGGCGCAGGUGCAGGUUGUUCACCAGCUGGAGAACAACAUUGAGAAGAUGCUUAUGAAAGUCCACACUGGACAGAAGGUGACCGCCCUGUACCUGGCAGUGCAGGAUGUCCUGAGGAAGGAGCUGGCCCACCUGCCUCUGCACCUGGACCUCCUGUGUGGGAUGGCUGAGUUGUACCAUGGGGAGCUGGAAGACAUGGAGCUCAUGGCUGCGGAUGCCCUCAAAGCUGCUGAUGUAACCAAGGAGGACAUGGACAAGAUGGAAACCCAGUUCCUUGCAGAGAGAGAGUUCAGGUACCACUCCCUGGCCGCACAGAAGGUGCACAUCGACAGACUCUGGCACAAGGAAGCAAGAGAAAGGCAUCUGAAAGCGCAAGCCAGACACGAGCUCGCCAUGGACUUCUCAACCCUGCACCCGCAGGAUCCGCUGGUGGGCACCAAACUGGAGGCCACCAAGUCCCAGAGGGAGUGUGAGGCCUGGGUGACCGAGAAGAUGGAGAAGGCCAAGGCUGCGGUGCCGUGCUCCCACCUCUGGGACAUCGCUGGCAGGUUCCUGGCACAGCAGAAGUCCUCAGUGGACCUGGAGCAGUAUCUCAAGGAGUGCAAGGAGAAGAAGCAGGUGCUGAAGGAAACGCUGAAGAAGCUGGAGCUGAAGCAGGCUGAGCUGAAGUUUCAACAGCCCCCCAGCACAAUCGGGUACUGCUGGAUGCUGGAGGAGGACCUGAGGAUGAGCCUGCAGUGCGAAGAGGCUCGGCUGGAGAAGAUGCGAGCCCAGAUGCUGAGGAACCAGGAGCUCCUGCUUGAGUUUGAAAAUGGCAUCGAUAACCUCUUUGUCCGUCUGCACGGCAUCACCGUGCCCGGCCAGGACGAUUCUGUCAAGGCUGAGGGGGUGAAGGAGAAGCUCCAGAACUGUGAGCAGAAGCUGCAGUACCUGGUGCAGCGGGUGGCUGACCUGCCCCCCGACAGCCGCAGCCUCGACGAGGACAAUGAGACUUUUGUGAAGGUCAGAAAUUUUCUGGAGAAAGCAAUCACAGAUGAUCCGCAGAACCUGAAGAUUUCCUUGGAGGACAUAGACAGUAAGGUCCAAAACCCAUUUGAUUUUGCUGACAAAGACCAUGGCCUUGUCCUCACCCGGGAAGACAUCAAGAAGCAGGGGCUGCACCUGAUCGAAAGCAACAAAAAAAGUGGCAAGAAGAAGUAGCAGUUGCUCCACCAGAGCUUUGGAUGCCCCAGACCACCUGUUGUACCCUUUUUCCAGCAAGUUUAACAGAGCAGAUCUUUUUAAUUCCUCCCAAGCCUGUGGUAAAGCUGGAAUGGGGGUUGCUAGGUCUCUUCUGUCCCCCAGAACGCAUGGGGGUCAAACCCUGAGGGAUGCUGAGAUGGGUUUGGAGGCAGCCCCAUCCCCCUGCCCCUCUCCCACCUGCUCUCCCCGCAGAGGUGGGGACAACUUUCCUGGCCAGAGCAAAGCAGGGGCCAGACUGGCUAUCUUCCCCCUUAGUCCUAUGGGCCCAACACCUUCCUGGGACCUCUGCCCCCCCAGGCAGCUCUGGGACCCCAAUGGGUUGGUGUCUGUGUGAUGCAGCUAUGGGGGAAUGUGGGGCAGGGGCUGAGAUGUGUAUGGGUAUCAGACCUCAGGGUGGGUGUCUGUGUCCACGUGUGGGAGCAGAAGGGCAGAGCCAAAUCCGAGAUGAAGGCCCUAGCCUGGGGCUGUCUGACCUGGUGCGGAGCUUUCAUGCUUCUUCCCUCCCCUGGUCCCCGCACGCACGUUGAGCAACUCAUACUCGUAACCCUAAACUCAGAGCAAACAUCAGGGAUUACCUUUGGGCUGCAGGGAGGUGCAUGGAGGAGGUAAGGUCUAACCCAACAUGACCUGGGACAGCAGAGGAUACUACACCAUGUCUCUGGCUCCAGGAUGGGAUCCCCAGCCCUGCUGAUGGGUCACAGACACCCAACCAUGGAGGCCACGGUGUCUUCUCUACAAAGGCACUCGUAAAAAAACGCUGCACUUAGAUGGUGCUGUUUCUCCAAGCACAGCCGACACCAAGGGCUACUGCCCGGGCCCUGAAGUCUGAGCUGGAGACCCAGGGGAGUGGUAGCUCAUCCACUUCUACAGGAGAACAUCAGCAUCAGACCAAGCUUUCACUGGCAUUUCUACUUGGUCCGUGUACUUCAUGCUGACCUCACUUGUGACAUCAUCAUUGGGGGGAAGGAACAGCUCUUUAUGCCAAGCCUCUUCACAGACUAAUAUUCUUGGUGGGUUUUGUGUAACUACAGCACAACUUGUGUUUUUUAAAGAGAAGCUCCAGAAAUAGCAUAACAUGCCAGUGAAAAACAUCUAACUGAGCUUCCCAGAAUAGAUAGCCAUAUAGAUGGGCUCUCCUGCAAUUAGAGACCAUGCUAUAAUUACACCCAUCCAUCUCCUAUCCCUGGAGCAGGGCUGAGUUGAAGGUGGGGGGUAGAGGUGCUCAGGCACAGGGAGCAGAGGGGGACCAGAUAGGAGCAAAGCCCUGCAGAGGGGAACAGAGCUGGCUGGGGUAUGAGGGCAAAGAGGAAUGGGGGGCACCUGGGCAGGGAUAAGGGGGUGAGCAGAGAGUGCCAGCAGAGGGGAGCACAGGAGCUGGUGAUAUUUAGGAUCAGACAGACUGGAAGGAGGAUGUGCAAGGGAACAGGGAUGAGGAGAAUCUACAGUGCACGGAGGGGGGGCACAGGGAACUGGGGGUGCCACCAGGGUGGGGGGGGAAGGCUGGGUUUUCAGUCAUGUGUAUCCCCCACACCAUCCGCAGGCUUCCUACCUGUAGGGUGAACAGUAGGGCUCAUAGGGUCCUCUGCAUUGCAAACGAGCUGGGGGCUGUGGGUGGCCCCAGCGCUCCAGGGCAGCAAGCAGAGCCGUGGCAGCAGCAGGUCCCGGUGAACAUCCAGCAACCAGUGGGUGGAAGUAAAACAACACCCAAGGGGAAGCCAGGAAACCCCCGGAGCAAGUGAGUGAGCACAGAGGACAGGGCUGGGCCAAGCACACCCAUGGCACAGGGGCUGCUGAGCUUAAAUGGGGUGUCAAGGGUGUGGGUGGGGGCCAGGUGAGGCUGCUUAGAAUGAUUAAGGCAUCAGGGACAGGGAAGCUUAUGGAAGGGGGGAUAAGGUGGGGGGCUCUGAGGCCUUGGGGGUGCCUGAGGAUGUGCUUCCCCCAGCACCCUGCAGGCCAGCCAUGCAAGGGGACAGGUACAGCCCUAUGCCACACACAUGACAGCUGCUGCUGGGUGCUGUGACAGGGGACCCAGGAUCAUCCCAACACACUGCCCUGGGCUGGGACCAAGCCUGCACAAGUGCAGGUGCCCUCCCAAACUGGCCCCCACUCCUGUGCACCCGCCCCCCACUUGCUGACAUGCCUGGCCAGGCACAGCAGGGAUGGGCUGUGCCGCGAUCUGAUGGUCACAGCGGGGUUCGGGGGGCCCCAAGGAGAGCCAUUGAGCACCCCACCCUGUGCUGGCUGAUCGGUCCAGGAGGGCUGUGUAGAGGCUAGUGGGGUGCAGGAGGGGUUGGGGGGCAGAAAGGAGGAUAGCAGGGUGCAGGGAGGAGAGUAGCGGGGUGCAGAGGCAUAGCAGGGGGCAGAGGGGAGGAUAGAGGGGUGCAGAAGGUGAUAGCAGGGUGCAGGGGGGAAUAACGAAGUGCAGGAGGAUGAUGCCUACUCGAAAGCAGGUAGAGACGCAGCUCAUCAAUCCCAGUGCCACUCUGCCCACCUCACCUAACUCUUCACCCUGCCAGCUCCUGGUAGAGGCAAACUGGGGCAUUUGUACUCAGAGGGGAGGCCCAGCCUAGCCAAGUGCCCACGGUGUCUCCCAGCAGAGCUCACCCCACUGUGAGGGACACGAGGAUGCCCGGGGGUAGCACUGGGAGGGCAAUCCCAUCCCCUGGCUUGGGGUCCCUACUCUGCCCCUCCCAGUUCCCAUCACAGCCCCAACACCAACAGGGGCCACGGGACCCCAAGGCAGCGCGUGGGAGGGAGACAGGGGGGACCUCAUCCUUGUGUCCCCCCUCAUCCCCAGAGCUGGGUCCCACAGGGCUCUCCCAUCCCAAGCCAGGUGCCCCCGUGGCUGCAGCACAACCCCCCCCAACAUCUGGUUUGAGCCUUUG
Messenger RNA from Tyto alba (common barn owl), 5168 nucleotides. It is a transcript of the gene CCDC183, whose product is annotated as coiled-coil domain containing 183. NCBI's taxonomy places the organism in Eukaryota, Metazoa, Chordata, Aves, Strigiformes, Tytonidae. The coding region runs from base 382 to 2241 and encodes 619 amino acids. The transcript has 14 exons. The record is from RefSeq and is a predicted model, not a curated record.